Molecule: messenger RNA, 3441 nt
Organism: Aspergillus puulaauensis
Lineage: Eukaryota; Fungi; Ascomycota; Eurotiomycetes; Eurotiales; Aspergillaceae
Gene: SMC6
Product: DNA repair protein SMC6
Exons: 14
Coding region: 1-3441 (1146 amino acids)
Biological process (GO): double-strand break repair via homologous recombination
Cellular component (GO): nucleus; site of double-strand break; Smc5-Smc6 complex
Molecular function (GO): single-stranded DNA binding; damaged DNA binding
Source: RefSeq, a predicted model, not a curated record
AUGCCAAAUCGGAAACGCUCACAAGCUUCGCAAGAGCUCAUUGACUCGGUCGACGAAGAUGAAAUACAGGGCCAUACUUUUGCGUCCCCUCAAUCGAGGAAACGUCCCCGCGUAUCCGGUUCGCCUCAGUCUAACCUCUCCAAAGACAGUUCUGGAGCUAGCGAUGGUGGGGAAGAAAUAGAGCAGGGCCCCAGAUCAGCUGCCGCUGAUCUCGAUCAGGAUGAAGAGGAGCUGGAGUUACUUGCGACACAAAUAAUUCAAGAAAAAUACUCGUUUGCCAGUGAUGAACCCAAUGUGCCGUCAGAACAUGGAAUUCUUGAAAGGGUCGAAUGUUAUAACUUUAUGUGCCAUGAUCACUUCCAAGUCGAACUGGGCCCUCUGAUUAAUUUCAUCGUGGGUAAAAAUGGCAGUGGAAAAAGUGCUGUUCUCACGGCCAUAACUCUCUGUCUGGGGGGGAAGGCAUCAGCUACCAACCGUGGUCAGAGCCUCAAGAGUUUCGUCAAAGAAGGCAAAGAGUCCGCGACAAUAGUUGUUCGAAUCAAAAAUCAAGGCGACGGCGCUUACUUGCCUGAUGACUUUGGAAAAUCGAUCAUCGUGGAACGACAUUUUUCGAAAAGUGGUGCAAGUAGCUUCAAGAUCAAAGCAGAGAAUGGGCGCAUUAUUUCGACAAAGAGAGCUGAGCUCGACGCUAUCAUUGAUCAUUUUACGUUGCAAUUCGAGAACCCCAUGAAUGUCCUAUCGCAAGACAUGGCUCGCCAGUUUCUUAGCUCCUCGAGUCCCGCUGAAAAGUAUAGGUUUUUCGUGAAAGGUGUCCAACUAGAGCAACUUGACCAAGAUUACCGAUUGAUUGAAGAGUCCGGUGACCAAAUCGAGGAAAAACUACGAAGUAAAGAACAGGAUAUUUCUUCGUUGAAAGAUCGUCGAGAUGCAGCACAAAAGAAAUUAGAGAUGUCGGACCAGCAAGAGUCGCUCAGAAACCGGGUUAGAAAUCUCCGAAACCAAAAUGCAUGGGCACAGGUCGAAGAACAGGAGAGGGUUAGAGACGCUUUAGGAACCGAGCUAUCUAGAACAGACAGGAAGAUAGCCGAGGCUGAAGCUGGGAUAGAAAGAUACGACGCAGCAAUUCGUGAAGCCGAGGCCGAAAACGAAACAGCAACCGAAUAUUCUAGGGAGGCGUCUAUGAAAGUUGCCAACGCUCAAGGUGGAAGGGGGGAUAUGCAAUCCAGGUUAGAUGAAAAAAUGAACGAACGACAUGAUCUCCAGGCUGAGCAACGCCGAAUUCGAGAGCAUCUUAGGGAGACAGAAACAAGAGUCGGGGUUCUACGACAAAGAAUUGAUCAAGAAACCCAGCGACUGGCCGACCUCCAUGGUGGUGGCUAUUCCCGGAAUUGGGAGGAACUUGAGCAAGCCAAACAUGAUGUCGUCGAAACUCGUACAAGGAGCGAUGAACAUCAGCAGAAUGCGAAUCGAAUAUACGAUGAAAUAAAAGCGGCCGAAGACCAAGAAAGGAGAGCAAAUCCACCAGUCGCACAAGCCAAGCGCGAUGUCAAGGAAGUGGAGUCACUGUUGCAUAACCUUAACAGAGAAGGCGAAAGCAGAGACUCAGGCUUUCCCGACGGGAUGCCGAUCCUUCUGAGAGCAAUCCAACAAGAGCAAGCAUUCAGCGAAAGGCCUGUAGGACCGAUUGGGAAUUUUGUGACACUUCUCAAACCAGAAUGGUCAUCCAUUUUAGAGAGCUCAUUUGGAGCGACCUUGAACAGUUUUAUUGUUACUUCAAAAAGAGACCAAACCGUCCUAUCUGGGAUCAUGCAACGAGUCAACUGUUCUGUCCCUAUUUUCAUCGGCAGUGGUGGGCGUUUAGAUACGUCACAGCAUGAACCAGAUCUCCGAUUUGAUACUGUGUUACGAGUACUUCAGAUCGAUAACGAAAUUGUGCGAAGACAGAUGGUCAUCAAUCAUGGGAUAGAACAAAACCUUCUUAUCGAGAACCUUGAAGAAGCAUCCUCUGUGCUAUUUGACGGUGAAAGGCCGAGAAAUGUCAAGCGCUGCUAUUGUAUUAACCAAACAGACAGAAGGCGAGGCAUUCAUUUGUCUUAUAGUCGGUCUGGUGAACCAAGUCAGGCUCCUGUUUCAGUUUACAAUGGCAACCCCAGGAUGAAAUCUGAUCAUGACUCCCAAAUAAAAGUACAACGCGAUGUAGUUGCAAAUCUCAGACAAGUCCUAAGCAGCCGAGAGGAAGAACUACGCUCUGCGCAGUCUCACCUAAACCGCUGUAGGCAGGCUCGCGAAAGGUACGAGAGAAGGAAAAAUGAACUUCGUGUUGAGUGUCAAAGGAAAGAAGACCGUGUUGAAGAGCUCGAAGAAGCGCUACAGAAAGAGAGUGGCGAAAAUGGUGAUCUUGAGGUACUCCAGGCAAACCUUAGGGAUACUGAAGAGGAACGACGUCUUAAUGAAGGCUCCCUCAAAGACUGUGCAGAUGCUAUGACCGAUACGAUGCAAAACUUGAAAGAAAUCAGGCAAGAAAUGUCGGCCAAGGAUGUCGAGAUUGCUCAGUUCAAAGAAGAGCUCCGGGUUGCCGAGAGCGAGCAGCAUUUGGUCUCAGACAAACGACGCAAGAGAAUUGGUGAAAAAAACACCGCAAUCGAGCAUAUAGAGGACUUUCAUCGAAGCAGAUCCCGUCUCAAACAGAAAUUGGAGGAGUCUGAGGCUAGGGUGCACGAUUACUGUGAAAAGGCUGGUUUGGUUUCAGAGCGAGUUGAGAUCGACCAGGGUGAGACUGCUGCCAGCCUAGACGAAAAGCUAGAGAGGCUUCAUCAAGAUAUCACGCGAUAUAACCGAGAGCUGGGGGGCACUCGAGAUGAAAUUCGCGAAGAAGCAGAGAAGACAAACAAAGAUUAUCAGCAGGCAUUAAGACAAGUGGAGGAGUUCCGCCUCCUUGUUGAUGUUCUCAAGUCCACCCUCAAGCACCGUAUAAAGCGCUGGCAUAACUUCAGGUCACAUAUUUCCUCUCGCGCGAAGGCACAAUUUACGUAUCUUCUUAGUGAAAGAAGUUUCCGCGGAAAACUCCUAGCAGACCACGAGAACAAGGUUCUAGAUUUGCAGGUUGAACCCGACAUCACAAAAGACAGCAGUGAAGGGCGUGGCGCCAGAACAUUGUCUGGCGGCGAAAAAUCCUUCUCGCAGGUCUGUCUUUUGCUAGCGCUUUGGGAGGCCAUGGGAUCACCUAUCCGCUGUUUAGAUGAAUUUGAUGUUUACAUGGAUCCUAUUAACAGAAAAAUGGCGAUCGAUAUGCUCAUGCAUGCCGCCAGACGGUCGAUCGGACGCCAAUUUAUACUCAUUACACCCGGUUCAAGGGCUGAGAUUAGUCUUUCGCCUGAUGUUAGAGUGAAAGAGUUGGCAGAACCGGAACGAGGGCAGGCAAGGUUAUCGUUUCAGCAGUAG